AUGUCAGAUUCAGAUUCAACUUUACCAGCCACAGACGACUUUGGGUCAAGGUUCUUAGAAUUCGAUGAAUACUCUUUCGAGCAGACUGAUAAUACAGAAAGUGAUGCUUUUUCUGCGUUUCUACAUCAAUUUCGCUCCGUUGCCGAACAAAAGGUUUCGUUUUUUGAUGAGCGGUUACUUGCAACAACUAGUGGACGUAAGAAAUACAUAAACCCUGCUCUUGAAGAUGACCAGGAUUCUAAUACCAGUGACAAUUUGAAGGCCGGGGCUAGCUCUGGCAACGAUUCUGAAGAUGAUGAAAUGGAAUAUAAACCUCCAAAGUUGUUAACCGCACGACAGAUAAGUUUACAAUCACAGAAAACUGCUGUUCCAACUGAUAUUAAGAACAUGAAUCAGUCUACAGCUCAUUCCAAACUAAUUAGUCUAGAAUGCUUGAAUUCACCUAAACCAACUCCAACCUUAACACCAGAACAAAUUGCCGUUCGGCAAAAAAGAAUAGCUCACCGCCGAGAAUCAGCUAAACACAAAGCAGAAAUGGAAAAGCUCCAAACAGUGGAACGUUUGCUCAAGAUCAAUGCCAAUGUUAUUGGGCGACGUGGUCGAGGUAGAGGUAAAGGCCUUCGGAAUAAUGGUUUGGCACAGUGUGAUCAGAUCUCAUCUCAAACGCUUUCACAGUUUGGUGUUUUAAAGUAUGAAGGGGAUUUAAUUGAAAAAGAGUAUCUCGAUGACACGCAUGCUUCUUUACAACCCAGUGAAAGUAAUUGCACGAAUACCGAUUUUGUGGACAGUGCUUAUGAAAAUACGAAAUUGUCUGAUAAUAUGUCUGCUAGUUUGCCAAAUGUUCAAUCAUAUAAUCCCAAACCAGGAUACAUCCGCUUUGUAUCUUCAUCACGUUUAUCAACACAAACAGUCAUCUGUUUACCUGAGACAGAUAAUAAUAGUGACAAGGAUAUUUAUAUGCACGCUAAUGCUUGCAUGCAAAAAGUCAAAGCCCCUGAAAUACCGAAGUUACGUCUAUGCGACAUGGGUUGCGGCUGUGCUAGGCGCUACGAAUGUGCUAAAACAGGCCGCUCCUUAUGUAGUUUAUCCUGUUAUAAAGCUAAUUUGUCAGGAUUCCCACUAACUAUCUCAACUUAA
Schistosoma spindalis is the source of this 1137-nucleotide messenger RNA. NCBI's taxonomy places the organism in Eukaryota, Metazoa, Platyhelminthes, Trematoda, Strigeidida, Schistosomatidae. The record is from the annotation of a GenBank genome assembly.